Messenger RNA from Trypanosoma grayi, 1836 nucleotides. RefSeq names its product putative ATPase alpha subunit. The coding region runs from base 1 to 1836 and encodes 611 amino acids. Gene Ontology annotation, molecular function: ATP binding; ADP binding; proton-transporting ATP synthase activity, rotational mechanism. Lineage: Eukaryota; Euglenozoa; Kinetoplastea; Trypanosomatida; Trypanosomatidae. The record is from RefSeq and is a predicted model, not a curated record. Gene Ontology annotation, biological process: proton motive force-driven ATP synthesis. The transcript has a single exon.
AUGCGUCGCUUUGUUUCCAAGUUUGCUGCUGGUCUUCCGGCACGCUUUGCCUCCACGGCCCCUCCUGCGGGUGGCGCGGCUGCAAAAGCGGGUGGCGUGGCGGCGGCGGCAGCUGCAACAGCAGCUGCAGGGGCGACAGGAUCGACGGGAGGAGCAGCUGCAGCAGCAGCAGCAGCGGGAGCAACUGGAUCGGCUGCUGCCGGACAGAAGUCUUUCUUCAAAGCCACCGAGAUGAUCGGCUAUGUGCACUCGAUUGAUGGCACCAUUGCCACGCUUAUCCCGGCCCCUGGUAACCCCGGUGUGGCGUACAACACCAUCAUUCAGAUCCAGGUGAGCCCGACGACGUUUGCCGCCGGCCUGGUGUUUAACCUGGAGAAGGACGGGCGCAUCGGCAUCAUCCUUAUGGACAACAUCACGGAGGUGCAGUCCGGACAGAAGGUGAUGGCGACAGGCCAACUGCUGCACAUCCCGGUGGGCGCGGGUGUGCUCGGCAAGGUUGUGAACCCACUGGGACACGAGGUUCCCGUCGGUCUGUUCACACGCAGCCGCCCGCUGCUGGAGCAGACGGUGGGCAAGGUGGAUGCUGGCGCCCCGAACAUUGUGUCGCGCUCCCCUGUGAACUAUAAUCUGCUGACCGGCUUCAAGGCGGUCGACACCAUGAUUCCCAUCGGUCGCGGCCAGCGUGAGCUGAUCGUUGGUGAUCGACAGACUGGCAAGACGUCCAUCGCUGUCUCGACUAUCAUCAAUCAGGUCCGCAUCAACCAGCAGAUUCUGUCGAAGAACGCGGUCAUCUCCAUCUAUGUCUCCAUCGGGCAGCGUUGCUCCAACGUGGCACGCAUCCACCGUCUCCUUCAGUCGUAUGGUGCGUUGAGGUACACGACUGUCAUGGCGGCCACUGCCGCAGAACCCGCAGGUCUGCAGUACCUUGCCCCUUACGCCGGCGUGACCAUGGGCGAGUACUUCAUGAACCGCGGUCGCCACUGUCUGUGUGUGUAUGACGACCUUUCAAAGCAGGCCGUUGCGUAUCGUCAGAUCUCGCUGCUGCUGCGCCGCCCACCAGGUCGCGAGGCGUACCCCGGUGACGUCUUCUACCUCCACUCGCGUCUCCUGGAGCGUGCUGCCAUGCUUUCACCUGGCAAGGGUGGCGGCUCCGUGACGGCUCUCCCCAUUGUGGAGACGCUUUCCAAUGAUGUGACAGCAUAUAUCGUGACGAAUGUGAUUUCGAUCACUGACGGACAGAUCUACCUCGACACGAAGCUGUUCACUGGCGGCCAGCGACCUGCGGUGAACAUUGGUCUCUCUGUGUCGCGUGUCGGCUCGUCCGCGCAGAACGUGGCAAUGAAGGGUGUCGCGGGCAAGCUGAAGGGUAUCCUGGCAGAGUACCGCAAAUUGGCCGCCGACUCCGUUGGUGGGCAGCAGGUGCAGACAAUCCCCAUGAUCCGCGGUGCACGUUUCGUUGCGCUCUUCAACCAGAAGCAGCCGUCGUAUUUCAUGAGCGCAAUUGUGUCGCUGUAUGCGUGCCUGAACGGCUACCUGGAUGAUGUGAAGGUGCACUACGUGAAGUUCUACGAGUACCUUUUGGUGCACAAGGAUCUGAGCAUCAUGUAUGGCUCCGCGAAGAACAAGUUUUUCUACAUGUAUCUCCAAGAGCUGAACUACAUUAUCCGCUUCUUUACGCUGAACAGCCCGAUCCUGCACGGCGAGGUUGAGGAGAUGCUGAAGCAGCACACACAGUUAUUCCUGCAGCACUACCAGUCCAAGAUGAACGCCAUCAAGAGCGAGAAGGAAGUGAAGGCACUGAAGAACCUUCUGUAUUCUUGCAAGCGUGUGGUUUAG